AUGGAUCAGAUCAAGCCCUCGAAGAACUUUACCCUAUCUCGGGAGAGCAUAAACGCCGCCUUGGAUGCCUUCCGUGCUGGGCGUUCGGUGGGCGAGGCUACUCAGGAGGUGGCUCAGGUCAUUUCCUCUAGGUCGGGGGACCGAUCUGCUGCCCCAGUUCGAGCCCCAUCUCAGGAGCCUAAGUCGAGCUCCAAAGGCCCACACUCGAGGGCUUCCAAGCCUUCUGGUCGCAGCAAGCCCCGGGCUGCUUCUCAACCUCCUGCGGCUUCCCAGUCCGGACAGUCUUCCGUUCUGACCUCAUCAGAGCUCGUCGUGACUAGGGAACAAUGUUGGGUUGUGCUGCCUAUAGGGGCCGAGGUUACUCCUGCUACCACGGAUGCUCCCCCAAAGAGUGCUAAGGCCGUCCCCGCCGAGGGUGUGGUGUCCGGGGAUGGAGGUGUAGUUGCCUUGGCGAGCGAGGUUGCUCCCGCCGUGGAGGACGAGGCAGGACCUACUGAUGGGGUCAUUUACAAAGGCGAGGCCAAGUCUGGAUCAGACCCUGCUGCUUCUCAUCCUCAGGAGGCUACUGCCGGUGAUGCUGUUACCCCUAGAGGGGUCGCUGGCAAGCGAGCCCUUCCAUCUGAUGCUCCUGUUGCAGCUCCUGCCCCCAAGAGGUCUCGGGCUUCCAGGCAGUGA
Molecule: messenger RNA, 675 nt
Organism: Manihot esculenta (cassava)
Lineage: Eukaryota; Viridiplantae; Streptophyta; Magnoliopsida; Malpighiales; Euphorbiaceae
Product: tropomyosin-1, isoforms 33/34-like
Exons: 1
Coding region: 1-675 (224 amino acids)
Source: RefSeq, a predicted model, not a curated record